Molecule: messenger RNA, 4757 nt
Organism: Osmia lignaria (orchard mason bee)
Lineage: Eukaryota; Metazoa; Arthropoda; Insecta; Hymenoptera; Megachilidae
Product: polyamine-transporting ATPase 13A3
Biological process (GO): polyamine transmembrane transport; intracellular calcium ion homeostasis
Cellular component (GO): membrane
Molecular function (GO): P-type transmembrane transporter activity; ATP binding; ATPase-coupled monoatomic cation transmembrane transporter activity
Source: RefSeq, a predicted model, not a curated record
UACGGCGCGAAACACGCGAAUGGUGUAACUGUUGAAAUGAUAGGGUAACUUUCAACGAGUACUAAAAAAAAAAAAAAUAUUACAUACAAAUUCGAUCGUUCGAUAUUCCGAAACCGUCCCCGCCGGAAACGUAAUCUUCAAGUUUUGUCAUCGGUCCUUUUGCAGCUGUCGGCCUUGUGACACUUCCUGUAACACGAACACCUAUCGUGACAGUCGGGCAGUUGAUUUUUUUUAUUUCAAUCUCUCAGAUUUUUUUCCACGCUUCCGGUGACACGCUCGAGCGCUUUUAAUUUCUUACCUUGAGUCGGUAACUUCCGGUCGCGCCGUGUGACCGAUUACAAUUUUCCAUGAUAAUCUGGAACAUAGGACAAUAUUGUCUGUGAAAUCUUACGCGAUCUGUGAGGGAUUAGUAACGACGAAAAUUGAAAGGAUAAAGGUCCACUGGGAAUGCACAGAUUCGUGUGUGCGUCUUGGAUUACGUCCCCUCGAAAUUGAAGGGAUCGGAUCAAGGAAAGCGCUAUUAAAGGUUCGAAACACUUUCUAAGCAUUAUUCCAGGUGUGAAUUAUAAACACGUUUACCUCGUCAUUGAACGAUCUAACGAUUUACAUUCGCGUAAAGAAAUUGUACAAGGUCGAUGAUAUUCUACGAAAAAUAAGGAAAGAUUGAAUGUCACUAGUGUGCCGAAGCAUCAACUGGCGCAAACGGAGAUCCUUAUUUAACGGAGUCUCAAGUUGAAGGAUAGUACUUGAGCACUUGAGUGCUUAUAUCAUAAAUAACUAAAGUUCGAAGUUAUGACAACAACCAAUGGGCUGAAGAAUGACCAAACGUCGGAAGUGCAGUGGCAGAGGAUUCACAGCGGUCAAGAUGAGGAUAUGAGAAUCUAUGGAUUCGAGAAGAACACGUUGAAAAGUGUUCUAAUAUGUAUUUCCUACGUGUUGACCGUCGGUUGGGUGAGACUCUUCUUCCACUGGUACCCACAGUUACACCUAUAUGCGACCCACAAAAAAUGUCCCUUGAAUCGUGCAACGAAAUUGCUCGUAACCGAUAAUUACCAAGGAAAAUACAAGUCGUACUUCGUGACGGAAGUUAAGGCUAUUUCUGCCAGAAACAUUAGCAGGGAAGAAUUAUUGAAAUAUUUGGACACGAAGGAUGAGGAACUGAUGGAGAAGAUCAGAUGUAAAAUGUUGAAAAUUAAUUUAGAGAACGGUACGCAGUGCGAGGUGUUCGAGUACAAAGCGUUUUGGUGUAAGAAACAAUGUUACGUCUGGGACAUAACGCAGAACACGUUCUCGAGAUUAGUAGGUCUAGACAAAUAUACAUUAUGCACCGAUCUUCACCUCAAUAAUAAUCAAGGACUCUCUAAAGAAGAACAAUGCCUUAGACGUAUCGUGUACGGGAACAAUGAGAUCCUUGUACCAGUACAAAGUAUAGGGGUGUUGCUUUUAUUAGAGGUUCUGAAUCCGUUUUACAUCUUCCAAGUCUUUACUCUGUGCGUAUGGUUCGCAGAGAAGUACUUUUAUUACACGGCAGCGAUCAUAUGCAUGUCGUUGUUUGGUAUCAUUAGCUCCAUAAUACAAACCCGUAAGAAUCAGAUUAACCUACGUGGGACAGUUGCAUCGGCAGGAACUGUACUCGUGCAUAGAAGUUCUAAAGUAUCCGAAAACAUCCCGAGCAGCGAAUUAGUGCCAGGAGAUAUCAUAGAAUUACCGAAGCAUCAAGCUACUGUUAUAUGCGAUGCGGUACUCUUAACGGGCCAGUGUAUAUUAAACGAAUCCAUGCUAACCGGAGAAUCCGUGCCAGUGACGAAAACUCCUCUACCAUCGCGUCACGUCUUGUACGAUUCCAAAGAAUGUUCCCAUCAUACCAUAUUCAGCGGCACCACCAUUAUUCAAACCAGGAGUUAUAGCGAUAGUCCAGUUUUAGCGCGGGUCAUUAGAACUGGUUUCCAUACAAGUAAAGGUAGCCUGGUCGCAGCUAUUCUCUAUCCGCCACCGGCUGAUUUUAAGUUCGAUCAAGAUUCUUACAAGUUCAUUGGUAUAUUGGCAUUAAUCGCGACGUGCGGUUUUAUAUACACUAUCGUAACCAAGGUUUCCAGAGGAAUCACAGCCGAUGAUAUAGCGAUAAAAGCCUUGGAUAUAAUUACAAUAGUUAUUCCACCGGCAUUGCCGGCAGCAAUGACAGUGGGAAAACUGUACGCUCAAGCACGACUGAAAAGGGCACAAAUAUAUUGUAUUAGUAAUAGAGUGAUUAAUGUAUCUGGCAGCAUAAAUUGCGUGUGUUUUGAUAAGACCGGCACUUUAACAGAAGAUGGCUUGGACAUGUGGGGCAUUGUACCCUGUACGAAUGGUGUUCUUGGUGAAUCAGAGAGGACCAUUCCUAAAUUAAGCGACCAUCCUCUUUUCGAGGGAAUGUUAGUUUGUCAUAGUUUAACUCUGAUCGACGGUAAACUCUGUGGUGAUCCUUUAGAUGUUAAGAUGUUUGAGAGUACCGGAUGGAAGUUAGAAGAGUCUGAUCUAGAGCAUUUAAACAAAUAUGAUCUCGUAGCACCGACGAUAGCGAAGCCGCCGAAAAACAACGGUUUCACGAAGAAUAUGAACGAGAUAUUUGAGAUUGGGAUAGUGCAACAAUAUCAAUUCUCGAGCUCUCUGCAACGAAUGUCUGUGAUAGUACGCGUAUUGGGAUCAGAAACUUUCAGAGCUUACACGAAAGGAUCACCCGAAAUGAUACUUAGCUUGAGCAAACCUGAAACUAUACCGAAGGAUAUUAUGUUUUGCUUGAAGCAAUAUACUGAACAGGGUUAUAGAGUUAUAGCAAUGGGACGAAACGAAUUGUCGGAGAGUAACAGUAAGAUUAUGAAACUGCCUCGAGACGCGGUCGAGCAGAAUCUUGAGUUCUUAGGUUUAGUAAUUAUGGAGAAUAGGUUGAAAAUGCCAACCAUACCGAUCAUCAAGGAGCUAAGAUCUGCUGGUUUACAUGUAUUGAUGAUAACAGGUGAUAACAUUCAAACUGCAGUAAGCGUUGCGAAAGAGUGUGGCAUUUUGUCGCCGCACGAGUCUGUGAUAGAUGUGACUGUAGUUAUGGAAGAAGAUAAAUCACAAACGAAGAUUUAUUUCAAUGCUCAAGAGUUAUCUCCCAAACUGAGUCUUUGUGAUAAAAAGAUUGAAAUAUCAGAAUUACAUGAUAUAGAACGAAACAUAGGCAGUACUAAUUAUCGGUUCGCGUUAACGGGUCAGUCGUGGCAGUUACUCCGCGAAUAUUAUCCGGACAUCGUGGCGAAGAUUUGCGUACGCGGAGCAAUAUUUGCCAGGAUGACUAGCGAUCAAAAGCAACAAUUAGUGUUGGAGUUGAUGCAACUCGGUUAUUACGUGGCGAUGUGCGGCGAUGGUGCUAAUGACUGCGGUGCUCUGAGAGCGGCACACGCGGGUAUAUCUUUAUCCGAAGCAGAAUCUAGCGUUGCGAGCCCUUUCACAUCCAAGGUACCUGACAUCACUUGUGUUCCAAAGGUAAUAAGAGAAGGCCGCGCGGCCUUGGUGACAUCGUUUGGAAUUUUUAAAUUUAUGGUCACUUAUUCCCUUACAGAAUUUUUAUCCGUUAUCAUUCUCUAUUCGAUCGAUUCAAAUUUAACAGAUUUAGAAUUCCUUUUCAUCGACAUAUGUCUGAUCGUUAAUUUUGCCUCGUUCUUCGGGAAAACACGGGCGUACGAAAAGAAGCUGGUUAAAAAACCACCGAUGACUAGUUUGUUAACAUUCACGUCGAUAUUUUCAUUAUCCAUUCAUAUGUUGAUAAUGACAAUUUUUCAAGCAGCUGCUUAUUACGCGGUUCGCUUGUUUCCUUGGUACACCCAGUUCGUUCUCACGGACGAGACCGGGUACACCAGUUACGAAAACUAUUCCGUUUAUUGUGUCUCGAUGUUCCAAUACAUAACAAUGGCUAUAAUAUUUUCGCGAGGUAAACCGUAUAGAAAAGCGAUUUACACGAAUAUCGCAUUCGUAUUUUCCAUUAUUUUAUUGACCAUCGUUUGCGCCUAUAUCACAGUUUAUCCAGCACAGUGGGUAAUAAAUUGCCUUCAAUUACUUCUACCUCCGACCUACGAUUGGAGGAUCAUAAUAUUGGCGCUUGCCUUGGCAAACUUUGUCAUUUGUUUCUUCGUUGAAACGUUUAUAAUAGAAUAUAUGAUUGAGAAAAAAUUCAGAACACAUUUCUAUAGGGCUGAAAAGUCUAAGAAAGAAUACUUAAGAGUUGAACAACAAUUGAAAAACGAUUUGAGUUGGCCACCGCUUAGUAAAGAAUUACCUACUUUGCCAUUAACGCCAAGCGUAGAAAAUAUCAUGAAUGUCCAAUAUACAGUGGAACAGCCUUACGUAAAGAAAACUGAAAAGAAUCUGAACGGUACUAAAGUUCAUCAAACGAUAGAUCAAAAUAAGGAGAAUAAUGGAUUGUACGCCUUUGAUAAUUAUACUUUUGAAGAUGAUGAAUUAACAAAAAACACAAACAUGAUAACUAGAUUUUAAACAUGUACUUUGAAGACAUUUUUAUAUCUGUUUCUGUUAGUUUACAAUACCAGUAUUUGUACAGAAGUAUUAUGGAAUACUUAUAAAACUGUGAAAAAUAUUACUAUAAAUCCGCACAAAAAAUGCAAGAUGUACGAUGAUGUAUUUUUAAUAAUCCUCAAAGCGUAUAAUUUAACGCUAUUGACGAUUGCAUUCUAGUAAAAAGUCUCUCAAAAUUGUUAAUUUAUUAAAUCUUUUAAAAUAAA